GCUGAUUGAACAUAUCUAGGAAGUGCAGUUCAAGCUGUGGGAAUACAGCGGCAGCGCGAGUCUGCCAGCUCCGCCGCGGCCACUGAACUACAGCAGCUGAAGCUGGCGAUGUCGGAGCUGCAGACUCAGGUUCUCCGCGUGGCGCACGGUGGUGGUGGUGGUGACGGAGGGCGACGUGGCCAGGCAGGUCGCGGAGGCACCGAGGAUAGAGCGAGAUGGGCCUGCAACAUUACGUGGGCUUCUGGUAUCCCGCUGGGUUCGCAGCGGCUGGCAGCGCGGAGGGUCUCGCCCGCCGACGCCAGACAGAGUCGAAGCACGGCCUUGUGAGCACGCUGGCGAGUACGGGCUACAUCACCCCAGAGAUCACUGGCAUGUUGCCGGGGGUCCUGUCGCCGUCCAAGGGCCUCGCGGUCGAGGACAUCCUGAACGGCCUCGGCGCCCUCUCCAGGAUUCCCGCGACGGGCUGUGGGCAGAUCGUGGCUUUUUGUGCGUUCCGCGAGCUGUUCCAGGACCAGUCUGCUGGCGCCGAUGCCACGGCGGGCGACUUCGGCUGGAAGGUGCUGACGUCCAGCGCCGCCGCCGCCGAGCGGUCGGAGCUGGCGGCUGAGAUCGCCAUCGUUCCCUCGGCCAUCAUUGCGAUUAUCGGCAUGUUCGUCGACAUGUUUUCGAUUCCUUCCCAAAGAUUCUGGUCCACCUGGCUGUGGGUUUUGGGGGCAUGUGCUCGUCGUUGGAAGCUGGGCUACUCGAUAGUAGCUGUCAGCCAGCAGUGUGU
This is a messenger RNA of Prorocentrum cordatum, 772 nucleotides long. The record is from the annotation of a GenBank genome assembly. NCBI's taxonomy places the organism in Eukaryota, Dinophyceae, Prorocentrales, Prorocentraceae.